This is a messenger RNA of Haliotis rubra (blacklip abalone), 759 nucleotides long. RefSeq names its product splicing factor 3A subunit 2-like. Lineage: Eukaryota; Metazoa; Mollusca; Gastropoda; Lepetellida; Haliotidae. The transcript has 2 exons. The record is from RefSeq and is a predicted model, not a curated record. Gene Ontology annotation, cellular component: cytoplasm; nucleus. The coding region runs from base 1 to 759 and encodes 252 amino acids. Gene Ontology annotation, biological process: regulation of RNA splicing.
AUGGCUGGUGUUGGGACUUUGUACGGCACGGGGGCUAUUGUUGUUCUGUUGUUAUAUCUGGGGGACAUCCACUCCAUCACUUCCGGUCCCAGAAGGGUAGAUGCUGGAACCAGGAACAGGGAGUCUGGAUUUUCUGAUGUUGAUCCUGAGCUGUUGAUGUUAGUAUCACCAGGUAUUCAUGUCAGCCCGCCAGGUGUUGAUGCCAGUGGACCAGGUGUUGAUGGCAGUGCACCAUAUCUUGAUAUCAAUCCACCAGUUGUUGAUGGCAGUCCACCAGAUCUUGAUAUCAAUCCACCAGGUGUUGAUGUCAGUCCACCAGGUGUUGAUGUCAGUCCACCAGGUGUUGAUGUCUGUGGACAAGGUGUUGAUGUCAGUGGACCAAGUGUUGAUGUCAGUCCACCAGGUAUUGAUGUACGUCGACCAGGUGUUGAUGUCAGUCCGAAAGGUGUCAGUCGACAGGGUGUUAAUGUCAGUCCACCAGCUGGUGAUGUCAGUGGACCAGGUGUUAUUGUCAGUAGACCAGGUGUUGAUGUCAGUCGAUCGGGUGUUGAUGUCAGUCCACCAAGUGUCGAUGUCAGUGGACCAGGUGUUCAUGUCAGUAGACCAGGCGUCGAUGUCAUUCCACCAGGUGUUGAUGUCAGUCCACCAGGUGUUGAUGUCAGUCCACUGGCUGUUGAUGUCAGUCCGCCAGUGGUUGAUGUCAGUCCAACAGGUGUUGAUGUCAGUCCACCAGGUGUUGAUCAGUGGACCAGGUGUUGA